AGUGUGCGCGUGCGACUCUUGACUAGUGCCAGGCAGCCAGCCACUUAGCCAGUGUUUAUAACUAGAUUAUGUAUCUGUGGUAGUGUGUAAACAUAAUAAAGUUGGGCUGCAGUUUCAGAUUCGCUUAUGAUUAGUAAGCAUACUUAUGAUCAUGAAGUAUGCUCUCGUCCGAUUCACAGAUGGUAUUUACCACAUCGCCCGAAGUGACGAAAUCAAAAAUAUGAAAAAAGGAAUACAUGAAGCAUCAGUAUUUUGGAAAAAACAUAGAUGUUUUUAUUUAGCUACAAUUUUGAAAGAAUGUUGCAAUAAAGCAAACCUGGUCAAAUUGAAAAAAGACUAUGAAUCAGGUGAAAUGCGGAAUGAAGAAAUUCUACAAAUACAAGAGCGGACACUUAUUGUAGAUUUGAGCGGCUCUUCUCUGGAUUGUGAGUCAGCCAACCACUGUGAAUCAGUUAAAGAUUUCACUCUAGAUGACAGAUAUGUUGAUGAGUUUGGAGAUAUAUCCUCCUCCAUGGAGUCUCAAGUUCCAGAGAUGGCCUCACAAAGGCAAACAGUUGAUGAUGAGGCUUAUGAUGCAAUCAAGUCCCAAAGUAAAGAGUAUGCAGUCCUGAAAACAAUAGAACAACAAACAGUUGAUGAUCUCACCCUGGAUGACAGGAUUAACAUCACAGAGUUCACAGAGUUUGGAGACAUGGAGAAUCAUGCUCCAGAGAUGGCCUCACGAAGGCAAACAGUUGAUGAUGAGACUUAUGAUGCAAUCAAGUCCCAAAGUAAAGAGUAUGCAGUCCUGAAAACAAUAGAACAACAAACAGUUGAUGAUCUCACCCUGGAUGACAGGAUUAACAUCACAGAGUUCACAGAGUUUGGAGACAUGGAGAAUCAUGCUCCAGAGAUGGCCUCACGAAGGCAAACAGUUGAUGAUGAGGCUUAUGAUGCAAUCAAGUCCCAAAAUGAAGACUAUGCAGUCCCGAAAACAAUAGAACACUCAUCUAUAGAUGCUGAAAAUACGGCCAACCAAAUGCAAACAGUUGAUGCUCCAAAAGUCAGUGGAAGGAACAUAAAUAUUUUAUCUUUACAUGUUAUACCGGCACCAACAGAAGCUAUUGACAAGAAUAAAUCAAAAGAGAAGUAUCCUUCAAAGGACCAAUACUGCAUUUUUUGUAAAUCAAAGGUUAAACGAUUUGGAAGACAUAUAGCGGGAAAACAUAAAGGCGAAGAAGAGGUGAAAGAAAUUUUCAAUUACGAAAAAAAAUCGAUUGAAAGGAAAAGAAUAAUAGACAAACUUAGGAGUAAAGGAAACUAUGAAUUCAAUCAUAAAGAGCAUUCGACCAAAAUUGUGGCACGAAGAUCUAUCAAUAAGGCUUCGCCCAGAGAAUACACUGAUUGUCCCUCAUGUUUGGUGCGUGUAUCUAAAGUUUCUCUGAGAAGGCACUAUAGAAAAUGCAACGCGAAUACACAGGAUAACACACGUGAUACGUAUGUGAAAAGUAAACGAGUGACACUCAGUUUACAUCCCCUGGCUCACUCGAUAUUAAAGGAUCAUAUAUUUCCUGUAUUCAGAAAUGACGCCAAUAUUCGAGUGAUUCGCAAUGACUAUCUAGCCAUAUUGUAUGGCAAUAAAUUAGUAGCAAAAUAUCGGUCGCCGCAUCAUUACAAGAUGAUAAGGGCCAAUAUGAGAUAUAUUGGCCGUUUUUUACUGGAAAUGAAAAGACGAUCGAAUAAAAUUGCCGAUUUCGCCUCUUGCUUCAUUCCAUGUCAUUAUGAUGAUGUUGUUGAAUCAAUUAAAGUUGUUGCUGGCUUUGACGAUAGAAUAGGAGCAUUCAAUGCACCCAAUACGGCCUCUACUCUGGGUACAUUAUUGAAGUUUUGUGCUGCAAUUUUAGAAUCUGAUUACAUAAAGAAGCAAAAUGAACAUAAAAGGCGGGAGGUUGAAAAUUUUCUCAAACUAUUGAGGACAGAAUUCCCUACUGAUAUAAAUAAAACAGCUACAGAAAAUCAAGCGACCAUACGGAGACGGAAAAAAAUAAUUUUACCCUCGUCAUCAGAUAUAAAAAAAUUUAUUGAAUAUUUGAGAGCCAUGAGAACAUCCCUUUCGAAUGAAAUUAUGCAAGAGUUUUCAUAUACAGCAUGGAAAAGUUUGGCAGGUUACACCUUGGUGGGGAUAAUGGUAUAUAAUGGUAGACGCCCCGGUGAAAUUGAAAGAUUAACAAUAUCUGACUAUAAAGAAUCUUCUCUUUCGGUGAGUCAAAAUCCCGAACUGCUUGAAUCUCGACCAAGCCAUCAGAAUAGUGAUUCUUCUUAUACAAGGUGUGUACUGCGAGGAAAACUUUGCCGAAACGUUACAAUUGUAUUGCACGAGGACGAAGUCAAAUGUAUCAAUUUGAUCCUGAACAACAGGAUUAUUGCUGGCGUUGAUGACGAAAAUACAUUUGUAUUUGGUUUGCCAGGCCCAAGACCUCAUAAAUUCCUGAGUGCUAGUUUACUUCUGAAGAAAUUUGCAGCUGAAGCAAAUUUAAAUAACCCAGAGCGUUUUUUUGCAACGAAUAUAAGGAAAAAUUUAGCUACCAAGUCGAGUAAACUGGAUCUCCAACCCGAGGAUCGUGAGCAUAUAAUGAAUUUCAUGGGACACUCGGAAAAAAUUCAUAAAGGAAUUUACAGACAACCAGAUUAUGAUAAGGAUAUAUUCAUCAUGCCAAAAGUAUUGGACUUCGUUUCAGGAAAUACUGGAAAUAAUGGUUCAUCCUCUGAAAAAAAUCCUCGUACUAUACCUCCAAACAAUUCAGAUAUAACAUAUUCUUCUUCUCUUUCUGGAUCACAUGUUGAAAGCGAUUUUGAUAAACCAAAUUCACCUUGUAAUUCUAAAUCACAUGUUGAAAGCAAUUUUGAUAAACCAAAUUCAACGUGUCAUUCUAAAUCACAUGUCAGAAGAUCUCCUCUGUCAGUUAUGCAGGAAAAAUCCUGGGAUAGCCCAGACACAGGCUCUGAAUACAAUCCAAAUGAUGAUACUUCUGAUAGUUCUAAUGCUGUUGAAGAGGUGGAAGACAGAAAGGGAAAAAUAAUAGGAAAAGGGAAAAGAAAAAAACUAAUUGAUAUGUACCUAGGCUAUGUUCCUCGCAAAUCUUGGACUACAGAAGAGAGGCACGCCGCCCGCAAGUACUUUCAAAGUGAAUUCUCAAAAUGUAUGUCACCGACAUCUUCCAGAUGCUUCUCAGCAGUAAAAGAUGUAGAGGAGCUGAAAAAUCGAACACCAAGGCAGUUGAAAGCGUGGAUUCACAAUGAAAUUAAUAAAUCUAAGAAAAAAGCCCAAACUGCUAAUAUGAAAGGUAGGCGAUCUUGGUCAACUCCAGAAAAAACAAUUUGUAGAGUGGAAUUUGGAAGAGAGGUGAAGAAUGGGGAGUACCCUGAUAGACAGAAGAUCAAGCGAGUGUUGAAUAAGUAUGAAGAGUUGAGAGGUAGAACACCAGCUAUGCUGAUGAGCCACUUACAGCAUGCUAUCAAGAAAUCUAGAGAGAGCAAAGAAUGAACUCAUAAGUGCUCACCCACGUAUUGGUUCUAACAAUAAACUUGUUUGUAAAUGACAAUUUUUAUAAUUUUCUCUCGUUUUGUUCUUUUAUAUUCGAUUUUCGUAUUAUUGAGAAUAUUGAAUAAACAUACAUACAUUCAU
Phaedon cochleariae (mustard beetle) is the source of this 3664-nucleotide messenger RNA. NCBI's taxonomy places the organism in Eukaryota, Metazoa, Arthropoda, Insecta, Coleoptera, Chrysomelidae. The record is from the annotation of a GenBank genome assembly.